AGUCGGUUGUGUGAACUUGUGGUUGAAAUACUCUUAGUUUCUAUUUUAAUUAUUAUUAGAAUAAAUUUUAAAAACACAAUAUGUAUAAAUUAAAGUUAAUAUUAGUGGCUAUUUUGGCUAUUGUGGUUACUUUCCUACAAAGUAGUAGCCAAGCCACGUCUUUAGGUCAAAUUGAAAGUUUGAAAUCACAAUUCUUACCGAAAGAAUAUAGGAAUACAAAUUUUACAUUGGAUGACAUAAAAAAGGUCUAUCGCGAAAAAUGCAAGAAAGUAUCAGGUAUCGAUAACUCUACUCUCUACCAUGACAUUGAAAAGGGUGCAGCAUCUUUAUCCGCAUGCGUUUCCGGAUUUACAAAUUUCUCAGCAAUACAAGAGGAAAUCGCAAAGGCAACUCCUAUUGGAGAGUUGGACUCAGUUUUUCACAAUUAUUGCACAAAAAUACCAACCAUAAUGGAAUGUGUUCAAAAGUUCAAUCUAAAAGUACAGCCGUGUCUUAGUCCCGAAGAGAAGAACCAAAAUGCGGUUAUGAUGCGUGUAGCUAAAAGUUUGCUUAAAUUCAUGUGUGAUCGUGGAGGCGAUCAAAUUGCACUUUUCGUCGCUGAAGACGGACCUGAAUGUAUUGAAGCAAAUAAAGAAGCUAUAACAAAUUGCAUGAAUAAUUCAUUCUCUCAAUAUAUGCCAAAAGAUGGAAGUAUACCAGAUAUAAAUGAUUUACCAGAAUUAGUUUUUCAACCAAAACAAUGCGUUGAUCUUGAACGUUUCGAAAAGUGCACCAUACAUCAUCUGGAACAAUGUCAAGAGGUGACCCCAGCGAAUAUAGCUGAAUCGAUUUUCAAAUUCAUUAAAAAUGAAACCAGUUGUCAAUCAUGGAUCGAUGCAAAAGCAAAUGAACGUUCAGUACUCAGAGAUCCGAAAAGCAAUGGCACUCUAGAGCUAAGCUAUAAUUUACUUUAUAUACUCAUAUGCAGUCUUUGGAUUUUAGUACACAGAAGAUAUUUUUUAUAAAAAUUUAAAUAUAUUUUUAUAUGAAACUUAGUGUAAAUUAUUUAA
Messenger RNA from Teleopsis dalmanni, 1049 nucleotides. RefSeq names its product 27 kDa hemolymph protein-like. The coding region runs from base 81 to 1004 and encodes 307 amino acids. Lineage: Eukaryota; Metazoa; Arthropoda; Insecta; Diptera; Diopsidae. The record is from RefSeq and is a predicted model, not a curated record. The transcript is spliced from 2 exons.